AUGAGUUCUCUGUACUUGUGUCGUGAUUGUUCGGGUGCAUUUCACAGUAUGGACGAGUUGCAGAGGCACGAACGCGAGGAGCAUGAUAUGGAAGAAGAGCAAGGAGAAACGACCAUGACGAUGGAUGAGCAAGAGAAAAUGAAUGUUGAUGAUGAGAUCACAAUGAUCCAAAUCAAAAUAGAAGACACGGACAGUCUAUCCGACACCGAUUCCUCUCACGUCUCCAUGAAUCCAACGACGCCUUCAGUACAAUCAGCAUCAGGAGAGAGAGGGCGGUAUGAGUGUGAAGAGUGUCAUGAGAUGUUUCUGGUGAAAAGAGAAUUAGCAACACAUAUGAGGAUUCACAGUGGAGAGAAACCACAUAGUUGUACGCAGUGUGGGAAAGAGUUUGGAACUCGGCAGUUGUUGAAGAAGCAUUGGAUGUGGCAUACAGGAGAGAGAUCACACGUCUGUCCACACUGCCAUAAGGCUUUUUUCCAGAAAGGUCAUCUCACUCAACACUUGAUGAUUCACUCCGGUGGCAGACCUCACGAGUGUCCACAGUGCCAUAAAACAUUUAUUUUUAAAUUUGAUUUGAAUCGACACAUGAAGAUUCAUCAGGAACGAGGUUUCUCGUGUCAGCAGUGUGGGCGGUCGUUUUUGAAGCAAGCAAUGCUGGAUGAGCAUCAUUUGAAGUGCAAAGGAAAACCGUCUUCCCCAAUCCGUUCUCUUCUGACGCCUACAAUGAAAGCUGGGCUUGAAUCAUUCUCAGUGAAGCAAGAACCGAUUGUUCUGUCGCCUGAAACAAUUGCAAAGAUGGCCCAGAAGUUGCUAAUCCAACAACAAGAGAAUCAGAGAAGCGCGUUGAACAAUCUUCUGGUGAAGCAACAACAAGAGAAUAUUCUGAACAAUAAUAACAAUAAUGAGACCAAUAUUUUGAAUAACAAGGAUUUAGCAUUUGAGACACCAGUUCCUGCUCUUCCCUUAAACCUUACUUGUAUGCUCUGCAAGUCUCAAUUCAACAAUCAGUCAUCAUUCACUCUCCACAUGUACAUGUAUCAUUUUGCCAAUCAGAAUACCAACUUGUCCCUGGACUCUACGCUUCUGAGCUUUCCCCAACAUCAUCAUCCUGUCCUUCAAACAGCAACAACUAUCGAUCCCGUCACCCUUGGCUCCGAUUCCGACCCAGCCACAGACACAUCUUGCGCGUCUAGCCCUCAGAAGACGUCACCUCUUCAACUUCUGGAGUCAACGUGUCUGGAUCAGAGCUCAGUGAGCCCAAUGAGUUCAUCAGGGGCGUCUCCACAACCAACGGCUUCUGAAUCGUCGACGACGUCGUCGUCGUGCAAAGACUGCUCGAAUAGUUGGCAGAGGAUUCAAGACUUGGAGCAGCAAGUGUUGAAGAAGGACGAGGAGUUUGAGGCGUAUAAGAAGAUGACUAAACAGCUCAUCACGAACGUCUCAAGCUACUUGACCUCAACACAAACUCCUGAAAACAUGUUCAUGAUGAACGCAGCCAACGUCUUCACGCAAAUCAAGAAUUCUCUGUAG
Caenorhabditis briggsae is the source of this 1530-nucleotide messenger RNA. The record is from RefSeq and is a predicted model, not a curated record. The transcript has 7 exons. The coding region runs from base 1 to 1530 and encodes 509 amino acids. Lineage: Eukaryota; Metazoa; Nematoda; Chromadorea; Rhabditida; Rhabditidae.